AUGAUCGGCAACGAAGAAGGCAUCAUCCUCUUACAGAUGUUGAACGACAUGAAACACAGAGUGGAAAGUCUUGGGGGAGAACGGUUCCUAAACCGCAUCAAUGAGCUCGUGAAAGAAAGCCCACAAUCCUCUAAGCACGACGAUAAGCGAGAGGAGAGAAAUGCUCGUAUUCACGGCGCAGACAUCAAGGUGGAUCUAAAGGCCCUGGACUGGAUACGACGCCACGACAGGUACAGCGACAUGCUCAGCGCUGCAAGAGAAGGAUUUGAGGCCAUAUAUGGCGUGAGUUCCAGCGAAUGGAAGUCUCUGGUCCACAAGGCGCCACAGGAAGUGAUCGGAUCUGCGAACAAGUUAGGCGACUUGACUCUUCGAUGUCGUUACCACAGUCGGCAGCGUAAGGAAAUCGCCGACCAAAUGAAGAAAACUUGCAAGGAUGCUAUUCAUCUGUGGAAACAGUCACUUCCGGACGCUCAAUACCCUAAAUCUGCAAUCGCACUCAAGAAAUCCGACUACGACAAGUUGCACCGAGAGUGA
This is a messenger RNA of Talaromyces atroroseus, 534 nucleotides long. RefSeq lists its product as hypothetical. The record is from RefSeq and is a predicted model, not a curated record. Lineage: Eukaryota; Fungi; Ascomycota; Eurotiomycetes; Eurotiales; Trichocomaceae. The transcript has a single exon. Bases 1 to 534 code for a protein of 177 amino acids.